AUGUGGAAACAAAGAGAGCAACUUCAUUCCACAAUUGAUUUAGAAUUCAUAAAGGCUCAGUUUUAUAUGUCAAGGGAAAUACCUGAUAAGACAGAAAUUUUAGAAUCCCUACUUCUAUCGUUAAUUGAAUCAAUUAUCUUUUAUAAUCCCUCUGACCUCAAAUGUCUUAGCAAACUCCGAGAGGUGUUCGAGUUUACAGGAGAACCCCAAAAUAUUGAAAGCAUCAUUGCCGAUCGGGAUUGCAAUAAGCUUGAUGGCUUAACUGAUAAUUAUUAUUUUUCAAGUACAGCUGCUAAAAUUAUUAGCCAGAAGUUCAACAAAAGACAAAUUCAAGCCAAACUCUUACUUAGCUUUGCCAAUUUUUUCAAUGUAAGUAUAAUAAAAAUCGCUUUUCAAGAUCAAAUAGGCUGGAAGAUUUCCUCAUAUGGUAAUUCUAAAUUAUCACUGUAUUUAUAUUGCAAAAAUAGUAAAUAUUUCAUUUUGUAUCCAUAUUACUAUACAAAUGAUGGAUUAAAGGAAAAAACUUUUGAUGAAUUUUAUUUGCCCUCAUAUAAAAUUCCAUAUGAAUGUAUAUGCAAUCAAAAUAAAAAAUUGUAUUCAGAGUGCAAAUGCUCUAAAAUUAUGACAACAUUAUAUAAAAACGAUAAUGAAAACUUAUAUGGAAACUCUUUACCAGUUCGUAUAGCAUGGGCACGCUAAAGGAGUGUUCUUAUGCUUGCAGCUAUGUGGGACUCAUCUCCUUCAAUUUGACAAACCAGAUCUUUAUGUCUGGAUUAGCCAUCUUGUUGUUGGCUCUCCACUUGAAGAUGACGAGUCAAAACACCAAGCUCCUGAGGAGGCAAAAGGAUAAGGGCACGCUAAAUAUGCACCACAAUAUAAUUAUGAUCGUGAGAUCACUAGUUAUGGCUUUCAAAACAUAGAUCAAUAUCCUCAGCCCGAGCAGGAAAGUGGUUGAAUGAUUAGAAUUAUUGAUAGACUGCCAAGUGCUUGAAAAACAGCUGGGAAAGAAGGAGUAGAAGUAUUAAAAGGUACAAUUUCACUUUUAUCAUGUAUGCCCAACUUUUACUAA
Molecule: messenger RNA, 1069 nt
Organism: Blepharisma stoltei
Lineage: Eukaryota; Ciliophora; Heterotrichea; Heterotrichida; Blepharismidae
Source: the annotation of a GenBank genome assembly